AUGAAUUACGGAAUUGGCGAAAAUGUGUCACAGCUCCUUUGGUAUCCGUUGCCAGCAUCAAUCUACCAAAGGAGUCUUUGCAAUUUAGCUUCUCAUCGUCUUGACCCUCUCCGGGCGGCGUCUAUUUGUUUGGUGUGCCUUUCUCUUUGCCAUCAUUCCACAGUUGACACGCGGGCAUGCGGACACACCAGCAAGCACGCAAACAGAGACAUACAUGAGCACUACUCAAGGCAGGCAAUGGCGUUGCAGAAGCCAUUCUCCUCUCGAGCGCUGCAUUUUUCAGCUGUUGCCGUCGCCAUAUGGCGAGCGGGCGGAGAGGCAGGCAGACGAGCGGGCGUACAGACAGGCCGGCGAGCGGGUGGACAGGCAGACAGGCAGGCGCGCGAGCGGACAGGCGGACAGGCAAGCGGUGGGGGCCGAGUCGAGAAUGCACGGACAGGCGAGGCGGCAAUGCGUGCGCACUCACGUGCGCACGAUUCUGCCCUUCCAGUCGAGGGAGCGAGGCCAAGGCGGGCAGGAGGCGUGCGAAAGGCGUGGGCGGCUAGUGGUCUCGUUGGUGCGCCUCGAUUAUGUAGCUGUUUGCAGACCGCGCGCAAGUGUGUAUAUGCACUUUCUCCUGCCAAACAAUGUUCAUUUAUGUAUUUUCCGGCACAUUGCACAACCUCAGCCAAUCAGGCUUCGCCUGACCUGACAGCAGCAUGUGUUAAGUUGGUUCAUCAAUGCACUUUUGUGAGCAGCGAUCAGUUUUUCUGGUCCGUUAGUCUUCUUCGUCGUCGCCGCUCAAGCGCAUGGCCGGCCCCGGUGCUCCAGAGUCCACGCGCCGCCGCCGCUGCCGCCGCUGCUGAUGCUGUCGCCGCCAUUGCUGGUGUUGCUGCUGACCCACUGCCGGCGAGCUCUCGAAGCCGCCCUCGCUGCUGGGCUCCGCGGACUCGCGAGCGCGCCAACCGUCUGACCCCUCCAAUUCGUCUCGCCCGCCCAUCCCACGCUUCCCCAUCCUGUCCACAUCAAGCAACCGCCUCCCGAUCGUCUGUUCCGUUUGAGUCCGUCCACCGCCAUACCAGCACUUGUCCUGUUGCCGCGACGCGCAGCCAGCCGCAGCUGGGACGAGAGAUGCCGAAUUGCGACUAUGCCGUCCGAUUUGAACAGCACCUCUUCGGACCGCAGAUGAGCCUGGCCUCCGCCGGCCUGCGGGCCGCCACCACGGCCGCCACCAACGGCCUGCACGCCAGCUCGCUGGCCGGCUGCGAGGACUCCGAGGCGUGCAAGCCUGGCUGUCGAGAGUCGGACGGCUUGGUGUAUCGACCGGUGCCGCAUCGAUUCGCCGCUCAACUGGCGGCCGGUGCACCUGGCCCAGUCGGCCCUUCGGCCAGGCGGCCAGUGGCGGCCGCCGCCGUCCCGGCAGCCGCGGGC
Molecule: messenger RNA, 1410 nt
Organism: Protopolystoma xenopodis
Lineage: Eukaryota; Metazoa; Platyhelminthes; Monogenea; Polystomatidea; Polystomatidae
Source: the annotation of a GenBank genome assembly